This is a messenger RNA of [Torrubiella] hemipterigena, 1664 nucleotides long. Lineage: Eukaryota; Fungi; Ascomycota; Sordariomycetes; Hypocreales; Clavicipitaceae. The record is from the annotation of a GenBank genome assembly.
UGCUUGUAAGCUUUAUUUAAUUUUUAACAAUUAUCCUCGCGCUGCAAAUUACUUCUCGACUCACAGCACCGAAAGUCACCUGACAAUUCACUUACACAACCCGUCCACGUGACGAGACUGUGACUUUUUUUUCACUUUCGCCAUCGGCGCCGGAAUAAUAGGUAUUCCAGAAACCGCCCACGCUAACCGGAUUGGGCAAAGCGGCAAAACCUUUGAGCUACAGGCCAGGAAAAAAAGCUUCAAAAAAUUUCUUUCCCAUCAAGCCCAAAGGUCGACAACUUGCCCCGGCAAAAAGCAACAUAUAACACAAGGGUUACCCUGCUUCUCAGUUGCGAAUUGCGGUUGAGAACACUUUCCAAACCUCGCCCUUUAUCCUGACGAUUAAUUAUCGUCGCUCUCCCCUUUCAAUUCCUCUCUAAACCCUUCAGCACAAAUGGCUUUCGGACGAGGUGCUCCUCGCGGUGCCGGUGGUCGCGGCGGUGGUCGCGGCGGCGGCCGUGGUGGUUUUGGUGGCGGUGACCGUGGUGGCCGUGGCGGCUUCGGUGGUCGUGGCGGUGGUCGUGGUGGUGCUCGCGGAGGCCGUGGCGGUUUUGGUGAUCGUGGCGGCCGCGGUGGACGUGGUGGCCGUGGUGGUGGCCGUGGUGGUGCUGCUGGUCAAAAGGGCGGUGCCAAGGUCAUUGUCGAGCCUCACCGUCACCCUGGAGUCUUUGUCGUCCGUGGUGGCAAGGAAGAUGGUAUUGCCACCCGUAACCUCACCCCUGGCGAGUCUGUGUACGGCGAGAAGCGCAUCUCUGUCGACGAGUCUGUCCAGAACGACGACGGCACAACCACCACCACCAAGGUCGAGUACCGCAUGUGGAAUCCCUUCCGAUCCAAGCUUUGCGCUGCCGUCGCUGGUGGUGCCGAUAACAUCUACAUGAAGCCCGGCUCGCGCGUUCUCUACCUCGGUGGUGCCUCUGGUACCUCCGUCUCCCACGUUGCUGACCUUGUUGGUCCUACCGGCUUCGUCUACGCUGUCGAGUUCUCUCCUCGCUCUGGCCGUGAUCUCAUUGCCAUGGCUUCCAAGCGCCCCAACGUCGUCCCCAUUGUUGACGAUGCCCGUCAGCCCGCUCGUUACCGCAUGAUUGUCCCCAUGGUCGACGUCAUCUUUGCCGAUGUUGCCCAGCCUGACCAGGCCCGUAUUGUCGCCGUCAACGCCAACUGGUUCCUCAAGGUUGGCGGUGGUGUCCUCAUCUCCAUCAAGGCCAACUGUAUCGACUCUACUGCCCCUGCUGCCGAGGUCUUCGCUGCUGAGGUCCAGAAGAUGCGUGCGGAAUCCAUGAAGCCCAAGUACCAGCUCACUCUCGAACCCUUCGAGCGUGAUCACUGCUUGGUUGCUGCUGAAUACACCCGAGUCAAGAACUAAGCACCCCGCCUGAACUCAGGACAUGCUGAUGUUGUUGAUGUUUGUUGUGGGUGACUGAAGUGAUAAUUCCCCCUAUGGCAUAUUUCAUGUAUUCGUGACGCGCUUUGGAUUCGAAGCUGUGGGACUUUUUGUAUUUGCGGCCUAACGGCUUGCUUUUCGGCGAGAGGCGUUUGGGAUUUGAUUUCUUUUGUUUAAGCCUGUAUAUGGCGAUGUAUUGAUGUCUACGCCACCAAAAUAUUAGAAAGGCAUUCUGCAUUCC